Salpingoeca rosetta is the source of this 1194-nucleotide messenger RNA. RefSeq lists its product as uncharacterized. NCBI's taxonomy places the organism in Eukaryota, Choanoflagellata, Craspedida, Salpingoecidae. The coding region runs from base 42 to 776 and encodes 244 amino acids. The record is from RefSeq and is a predicted model, not a curated record. The transcript has a single exon.
UGCCUCGCCUCACUGCUCUGUAUCGGUGGAUUGAAGAGCAGAUGGUGCCAGGCAUCUCCUUGUCGCGUGUGGAGAUUACGAAAUCAGCAAGUGUGCUUCAAGGGUUUAACUCGCGCGUGCAUCGCUCCGCUCGGCGCCGUGGCGAUCCCACAGCCGCCCAGCAUAACCCGGACUAUGGAGCCAACGACCCGGAGAAGCGAGCCAUGCUCGGUCGCUUGAAGUCGCAGUUUGCUCUCACCGCUGACGGCGUCAAGCACGUGAAUGUUCUCCUCGGGUGGCACGGAUGCGAUGAAGCGGUCACAGACAGCGUGAUAGCUUAUGGUGCCAUCAACUUGAGCAGCCCAAAAGAUCGCGGGUACUUUGGCUCCGGCAUCUACCUCACCCCGCAAGCUGGCUACGCUGCUGGGUAUUCCACCGGCCUGCUCAAAACUCAGUGGCGCCCACCAAACGCUAACGGCGAACACGUGCUACUGCUGUGCGCUGCCCAUGCGGGCCUUGCGUACCCAAUCACCCGCAGCAAGGACUACACGGGCAAGGUGCCCAAGCAGCAUCCACAUGGGCCCGAAUUGUGCGACUACUACGGGCAGCCGUUCGACGCAUUCCACGACACCCACUAUGUGCAGGUGUCCCAAGCUACCGAUUUCCAGGCCACGCCAAGGCCCGGCCGGUACGACUUUGAGGAGUACGUGCUCUCUCAGGAGAUGCAGUGCCUGCCAUUCGCAAAGGUGUUUGUCAAGGUUGACAGGGAUGCACUGGACACGUACUUGUUUGGAUAAGUGAGGAUGCUGGUGCUGCGGUCACGGCUUCCUUCCCUUCUUCCUAUGUUCCUUCUUGCCACUUGUUGUGAUUCUGUCGCUGUUCUGCUCGUGCUUCCGUGUUGUUGUGGUGUGGUCGUUGUGUCCUUACGUUCGUUGUGACAUGAUGCUGUUGCAUUUUCGUCCCUUUCUUGUCUUUGAGGUUUGCCUUGUUCACCUCGCACUUGACCCCUUGAGUUCCCGUUACGUCACACCUCCUCCUUGCCGGUGCCACAUCCUGUUCCCCUCAUCCUCGCUGCGUUUCACUUCUUUUCAUUGCGUUGUUUUUGUUUGUUGCAUGUCACCUCUUGUUGGUUCAGUAGUGCUCUGCCUGUGUGUGUGGUUUACUUUCGUUUGGUUACAAUCAAUACACACGCGAGCGAGAGAAAACCAAGUCUGU